ACGGCAGCGGCAGCGGCAGCGAGAGAAGCAGUGAGGUGGCGGAGGCGGCCGGGAAGAAGGAGGGAGGGAUACGGAAAGAACAGUGAUUCACCCUGAAGAACUGCACCCAUGGCUUCUAGCCUCAGGUUCUUAACUGCUAUGAUAUGAAGAGGAGCCAGCUGGAAAGAAAGCAUCAGCUGCACAAGGGAAAGCAGAUCCCAGGUUCUUUGCCAUCUACCUAACAGGACUAUCCCAAGAACAGUGGAAAGAAAGAGUUUCUCGGUGCUGGCUGGGCCUAGAACCGAUGGCAGACAAUGUCUACGACUAACAACAUAGCCCAGGCCAGGAAGCUGGUUGAGCAGCUGCGCAUUGAGGCUGGCAUCGAGAGGAUAAAGGUCUCCAAAGCAUCCUCCGAGUUAAUGAAUUAUUGCGAGCAGCAAGCCAGGAACGACCCUCUGCUGGUUGGCGUUCCUGCCUCUGAGAACCCCUUCAAGGACAAGAAGCCGUGCACCAUCCUAUAGCUUGGCCCUCGCCUGCAUGUUCGCCCUCUCUCUCUCUCUGUCUCUCUCUCAGGCAAGGCGCCGGCCUGCACCGAUCUAAAGCCGAGUCAAGCAAAUUUUCAGUACUGCGCAGAGGGGUAAGGACUGAGAGCUCUCAGGCUUAGCCGGCAGGCCACGAAACCUCUCCUUAAAAACAAAAUUUAAGAAGCGCUCGCAAAUCCGAGGUCCAUCUCUGAUCCCGGGAAGGGUUCCCAUUUUAAAAACAAAGCGGUGUCCUGGUUACAGGGAGGGAAGGGGGCAUCUGUUCUUUACUAUAGCGCCAAUGUUUGGAAAGAUGGGGCCAAGCCUGGAUUCACAUCCACUGAUUUUGCUUUGACCUGGCCCCCCCGUCUUAAGGGACGAGACCAGAGUCAGGCACACGUGCGUGCGCGUGUACGUUUUAUUGUAUAAAACGAAUGUUUCCAAACGACUGAAUACCGAAUGUGUGCCCGGGGAGGGGGGUGGAAACUUAGGGAGAUGGGGCACGUAUGCAGGAGCCAUAUUCUAAGGGGGUCGUUGUAUGAAAAUCAUGAAACUUUCUGUCCGUUCCCAGAUGUGCCGCAUGGCUGGGAAGCACCUUGUGACUGUACAGUGUCUGCAAGCAGCAGGGAUAAAGGCUGCGUCCUUGCAACGGUGUGGGGGGGAAUUGGCCAGUGACCUGUUCUGUGAUAAACCCAUUAUCCUCAUGGGAGAGAGGAUCCAGUUUCAAGAAGCAAAAAGCGAUAGGAAAUAGGGUCCUUCAUUUGCCAUCAAAUCACCCUUGGGGAACUCGGCGCUCCUUUUUCCUGCCCCUCGCUAAAGCGCUGCUGGCUUCCUUCCCUCUUCUCCCCUGCCAAAUGGAUGGUGCAGGCAAUGCACUCCCGCAGAGGCCCCCCCCCCAUUUUAAUUUUCCUCCCUUGUCCUAGCAGCUCCCUCCCAUCGUAAAAGCCCUUCCUUCAUCCCAUCGACCUGUGUGGAGCUGAAUCCCGAAGGCCCGCAGUGUGCGUUUUCAUGCAGCAUUCGGCAAUUCGAAGUUUUCCUUUCCAAGGAAAGGCAUAACCUAAACCUGCAUGCGCUAGCAGAUCUUAGAGAAGAAAAGAGGGCGGUAGAGAAGGGAAGAUUCUUGGCCAGUCCUCUCCUAUACAAUGGAAGCAACCUGACCUCUCUGGUGAAGUCCAGCAGCUUUGAAGGUCCUCUAUGUUUAUGGAUGUGAGGAGCCCGUCACAGCCCAUCUCGGGGUGGCGCAGAUGGCCUUGUUUGCAGGGGCCCCCCUUGCUGCUCACUAGCUUGUGAGCAACAGGCCUCCCUUCACUGUCUUUUCCCUGCACCGGCAAGACGAGCCCGCGUUUUUUCACCAUCCCACCUAAGAUCGGUGCUCCGGCUAGUGGCCAGGUGACAGACCCCCUGAGUCGAGAGACUCCUGAGCCGGCCUCCUCAUUAACCAAAUGCACAUUUUCAAACUGGGAUAGGGCCCCAGUGAGCAAAAGUCAAGGGGGGGAUCGCUCCUGUAGUAAUUCACGUGACGUCCUAGGUGGCGUGCAGUCAGCAAAGGGUGCUGUUCCGCUUCGGGUCUCACGUGGGCAGGGAGGGAGGGUGACUGCAGAACCUCCACCUGCCUUCCCGGACCCUCUUUGGCUCUGUUCUCCAUUUGAUGUCUGUAGCCGGGCAUCUUGAGAGGAUGCUUCUCAGUCCCUGCUUUGGCCAGGCUAAGCCAGCAGAAUGAGCUGAGCCAUCAACCCUGAUGUCCUAAUGGCGGCACGAGAGGUGAGGGAGGGGUCGUUGGAAAUAGGAACACCUCAAGCCCAUCUCCAGGCGUGUGCAGGGUCCACGCUACCGAGCCCUCAAAGGCUAAGUUUGGCGAGCAAGGGCAAGGCUCACCUCAGCUGGAAGUGCCAGAGAAUCCGCCUCCUCCAGUCCUCUCCUGACUCAGACCUGUCCCCAGGGGGCCAAUCGGCGACUCGCUGUUUUGGACAGCUCUUGAGGCCCCCCCCCCCUUGUGUCGCCUCUCCAGGAGGUUUGCCUCCCUUGGACUAGAACAGCCAGUGCUCUAAAAUAAUUCCCCGAAACCCAUCUUGGAUCGCCUCCCUCUGCUGCUCCUCCCGAGAGAUCAGUCAGUGCUGCUUUUGCUCCAGAGGUGCUGACCCUUCUCAGUGGCUCUCUUGCUCGCUCUCUCUCUCUCUCACCUCCUGCUAUCAGCCUUUUAGAAGACACCUGAGCAUUGCCGGCCAGCAUCCACACCCGAUCCCUCCUCCAGAGCAAGGUCAUCGGAACCAGCCAAUAUUGACCGUUUUCACUCUUGUCCGGGGGGUGGGGGGAGGAAGGCGGCUCGGUCAGGGUCUGCGUUCUCCCCUCCCAAGUGAGGUGCUCAUUGCCCCAGAGGAGGCUUUGUCUUCUGCCAGCCUUAACCCCUCUUCUGCCAGGCAAGGUGCUACCAGGGAAAGAGCCCCCUGGCCCUUCAACUCCAGGCUGGCUUCCUCAAGGGUGCCGUGCUGGUGCCACCCGGGGCUGGAGGGGGGGCUGCCAAAGUGGGACCGCCGGAAACCCCUUUUGUCGGCCCCGGGUCUUUUCAUUCCUUUCCGUUUCUUCCCAGGCUCUCUGCCGCACUAGUCCCCUCAGCCAGGUCCCCAGACUCUUGCCUCGGUAGGCCGAGAGGGCUGAGGUCCGUUCUCCCGCCCGUCCCCUCUUGCUUGCUUGCACAGCAGACUUACAGCUGGCGCCGGGCAAACCUCAGUCUGCCUGAGGAGAACGAGAUUGACUGGACUGCACUUCUUGGGAGCAGGAGGGGUUCUUGGUGGUGUUUUCCAGACAUAGCCUGGGAAGGAGCGUGGGGUGCCCCAUACGAAGAGGGGAUAAUGAGACAGGAGGAAUCCCAUUUCCAGGAUUUUGAAAAACGGGGGCACUGUAAGGGAACGCACACCAAAUGAUCCAUCACCUGCGCUCUUUGGAGUUGCCUUUCUUUGGCUGAGCUGUGCGAAAUGAUGGUAGAAGGGACAGGGUCAAGGGACACGGACCCUCCCCCUUUCACAGGCAUGGGGGUGGCUUGCCAGAUUUGCAGCAGAGCACUCUCCUGACCACCAGACAUGCAGGAUCGUAGGCUGUGACCUCCCGCAGCCCACGCUUGCAGCGAACCAGUCGGGCGACAGGCCAUGUAUCCCAGAGACUACGAGAGGGAAAGCAGGCUACAUCAUGGGCAGAGUUGAGGCAGCAGGGCUAGGAAAUGAAGCGGGAAGAGAUGGCCUUGGCUGCUGGAGACUUCGGGGGCGGAGAGGGUGGGGAGCCAGGCAGGGGCCCCCAAUCCUUGACUCCCUCGCUUUUUUAAAUGAACUCUCCUUAUACGAAUCCAUUGGGUGACUGUGAUUUGUAGGUGUGUGUCUUUCCCCCCUUUUUGUAGAGCAUCAAUAUAAGUGCAGAUUUAACGGUAGCAGCUUUGUACUUUGUGCAUCUCUCCAAAACAGUGCGGAGAACUAAGAGCCCUUUUCUGGACUUUUUAAGUGCUGGGUAAGGUAGAAAAGGCAAAGCGAGAUAUCUGUGUGGGAGAUUGGGGGGGGGGAUCUCCCACCUGGCGUUCUUGGACUCCCACUGUCUUCAGAGGGCCCUUUUAGUCUGGAUGCCGACACACUCCCACUUGGGAACUUCCAAACUCUUUCUGAAGAAAGAGAAAGAGAGAAGAUGAAGCUGGCCGACCAAUCUCUUCCCCCUCUCUCAUCAAGACGGAGGGAGCCAUUUUGCACACACAGCUUUCGUAACUCAGAUUGGGGCGUGCACUUUAUCCUCUAAAAGUCACAGGAUUGGCUUGGAGGUUUAUUCCUGCAGACAGACAGCAGCCAAAACAGUUGCAUCUCUCUCUCUCUCUCUUUCUCUGCUACAAGACUGCUUGGCCUUGCUUACAGAGCAACCUGAUGCAAAAAGGGGGGAUUUUAAUAACCGCGGAGAAGAUUAUUUUCUUUUUGGCAGGCAGGUCAGGAGAGAAGCUCCGCAAGUGUUAAAGGUAACAGGAUCCCCUAUUGUCUCCUUCUGCAUCCAGCCAUAACAACUUGCUUAGCUAUGAACUAUGCCUCUGCUCUGCCUUGUUGCUUUCUCAAGGAGCGCCCCCCCCCAACUCUGCUCUGGCACGCCAAACCAAGGCCGGGGCUCCCCCCUCUCCACCCACCCCAAGCCAAGCCAGGCUCCUUGUGCUCCCCGUCUUUGUUACCUGCAGGGCUCUCUUUGGAGAUCCAGGCCUUAUGCAGGAUUUCCCUCCCUCCCUCCACAGACACCGACUGCUCUUUCUCCUUUUGCCAAAACCCUGUUUCAACAAGUACAGUAAGAAUUGAUCUCUUUUUUAUUUUAUUUAACAAGGUAAAAACAGAACCACACACACACACACACACACACACAUUUAUGUCAUAUUUUUAAGAAAAGACAUUGCCAGCUUCAUGUUGGAUAUCUUGUGCUUUUAAUUUCUCUACCCCACUCUCUUUCUCU
This is a messenger RNA of Gekko japonicus, 4961 nucleotides long. It is a transcript of the gene GNG7, whose product is annotated as guanine nucleotide binding protein (G protein), gamma 7. The transcript has 6 exons. Gene Ontology annotation, cellular component: heterotrimeric G-protein complex. The record is from RefSeq and is a predicted model, not a curated record. Lineage: Eukaryota; Metazoa; Chordata; Lepidosauria; Squamata; Gekkonidae. Gene Ontology annotation, molecular function: G-protein beta-subunit binding. Gene Ontology annotation, biological process: G protein-coupled receptor signaling pathway. The coding region runs from base 294 to 500 and encodes 68 amino acids.